AUGCUGAUUUUCGCAACGAUCGGUAUUUCGGCAUUUGGGUUCUGGCGCCUCGGCCUGGGAAAUGCCGAGAGGCGCGAACUGGCUCGUGAGCGUGCAUGGAGUCGAAUCUACCUUGCGCCGCUUCUGUUGGCGGAAGCUGAUCGCGAUGCAUUCCGUCGCGAUCGUGCAGCACUUCUACGUGAGAAACUACUCAUGAAGGAUGUGCCGGACUGGGAGGCUGGCAAGAGUGUAUACAAUACGAAGCGCUACACACCAAACAACUUUGUUGUUAUGUAG
Malassezia globosa CBS 7966 is the source of this 276-nucleotide messenger RNA. RefSeq lists its product as uncharacterized. Bases 1 to 276 code for a protein of 91 amino acids. The record is from RefSeq and is a predicted model, not a curated record. The transcript is spliced from 2 exons. Lineage: Eukaryota; Fungi; Basidiomycota; Malasseziomycetes; Malasseziales; Malasseziaceae.